Messenger RNA from Debaryomyces fabryi, 690 nucleotides. RefSeq lists its product as uncharacterized. NCBI's taxonomy places the organism in Eukaryota, Fungi, Ascomycota, Pichiomycetes, Serinales, Debaryomycetaceae. Bases 1 to 690 code for a protein of 229 amino acids. The transcript has a single exon. Gene Ontology annotation, cellular component: nucleus; pre-snoRNP complex. The record is from RefSeq and is a predicted model, not a curated record. Gene Ontology annotation, biological process: snoRNA localization; maturation of LSU-rRNA from tricistronic rRNA transcript (SSU-rRNA, 5.8S rRNA, LSU-rRNA); box C/D snoRNP assembly.
AUGAUUAUACAACUACCAACAGGUAUGUCACGAGCUACUUCGAAUAAAACUGGGUAUGACAAGAAAGCAGGAUCAUUUAUAUGGACUGUUGAAUGGGUCGUUAUAGACGAAACUGGUAACGAGAAAGAUCGGUUCAUAAGUUACAGGUUGAAGGAGCAUUUGCUGUUGAAAGAUGCGGUUCCAAUGAACAUUUUGAAUAAUACUGUUUCCAUUAAUGAAGGAGAAGAUUCAGCAAAACAAAUCGACAAAGACCAGUUGAAUUUUUAUUUGGCAAAUGUUGUCGGCUAUGAAAAAACGAAAGAAACUAUCCUUCGCUUAAAUGGUACUGACCUGAUCUCAGAUGCCCUUACCAAUAUGAUUGUACUAGAAUAUCCUACCAUAUACAUCACCUUCAAUUCUGGCACGUGGAAAAAUCGUAUAAUAGCAGAAGAAGAGGCGUAUAAUUAUGCCAAACCAGCUAGUCUGCCUGACUCCAGCUCAUCAGAUGAUAGCUCAGGAUCCAGCUCCAGCGAUUCCGAUAGCGACUCUGAAAGCGAUUCUGACGAUUCACAAAGAAAUACAGAUGAUGAAAGCGACUCUGAUGAAGCCCCAGAGGAAACCUCUUCCAAGCCUAUAAAAUUAACGUUUGACACUGAGCCACAGACUGCAACUCAUGCUGCACCAGGAGAGAACAAAGCAGAAGGGGUGUGA